Symbiodinium necroappetens is the source of this 1390-nucleotide messenger RNA. Lineage: Eukaryota; Dinophyceae; Suessiales; Symbiodiniaceae. The record is from the annotation of a GenBank genome assembly.
AUGGAGAGCCCUGCUCCGGAAGGGGUUGACCUGUGUGGGCUUGCAAAGGCAUGGGGCGACGAUUCAAGGGUGCGAGAGCCUCUUUUGAAGACUGGGUCGCUGUUCAUUUGGCCCUGCAAGAAGACCACGGGGAUUGCUAGUUUUGCAAGUUUGGCCCUCAACCAUGCAUCCAUUGGCCACCUACUGGAUUUCUGGUGCUGCCAGACCCCAACAGCCAAAUCCAUCUACAUCGAGCACGCGAAAGCUGAGAUCGAGAAACUUCGAGACGACCUGGGGAUGGCACCAAAUUCGGUCCGGGUGCAGUGCGAUCCUCGCACUCGUGCUUUGUUCGACAAAGCACUUCAGUUUUGGGAACCUACGAUUUCCAAGCGAAAGAGGACAAAGUCAGAACGCCAGCAGGACGAGGAUGACGAGGCUGCCGUCCCCUCCGAGGACUUUCAUCCUGAGGAUGAUUCUCAGGAGCAGGCUGAGUGUGACCGGGCAAGUGUUGAUGCCUACAUGAACGUGUUGAGCCGACGAUCGCCCGAGAUGGCUGAGAGGGAAAGCCUCCUGCAUGCAGCUGAAACCAGCCACAGUGAUGAUGCUUUCAUGGCCAAGGCUCUUGGCUCGGAUGCCGUGCAAAGCACCCCGACUGCAAACUUGGCGACAGGUUUGACAAAGAUGUUGGAAGAGUUUGAGCUGUCGACAGAGAAGCCUCCGCUUAAGCCGAAAGCUGAUGGUCCGGCGGUGAUUGAGUUGGGUGAUUCGCCGCCGGAGCCGCCGAAGAAGGCUCCGAGAUUGCACGCCGACUUCAGUCAUGGUCUGCCCACCGGGGCAGCUGCACGCCUGCAGAUGCUGAAGCGAGAAAUCGAGCGACGCCAGGCCACUCGUCAGUGUGCCCGUCCUUUGAGAGGGCAAGCUUUGAGCAUGGAUGCAGUUGACACAUGCCAGACCGACAUGUCACCGGUUGCACAGAAUCUUAUGAAACGAUUCGAUCAAGCUGAUGCUGUUGAUUUGUCGAGUCCUGUGGCUUCUGAAAGCAGAAGCACCACGACCUCCCCCACGCCGGAAGCCGUGAAUGGGCAUGUUGGCGAUGAUAGUGUCUGUGAUGGCAACCAGCAGGCUCCAGCUGAGCAUGCUGGCACCAAGCCCGACCUCGAGGCACCCAACGACUUCGAGGCACCCAAGGACUUCGAGGCACCCAAGGACUUCGAGGCACCCAAGGACCUCCAGGCACCCAAGGACUUCGAGGCACCCAACCCUGCAGAUGACAUGUUCUUCGAUGAAGCUGAGAUCAAGAGGAUGGAUCAGGUGGCACUUAAAGGUGACCUGGCAACCGAGAGGCUUGCAAGGGCCCUUGACAAGAAGGAGGAUCCUUCAGAGGCGGCUGGGGAUGAUGACGGGGCUACAG